UUGAAUUUUCAUUUAGGUCGUCUGCAGACUCUUCAGUGCUGCACUUCGUCGCUUGCAAUUCUCUUCGUUUCUCUCCGUAAAAUAAAAAAAUUGCGUCAGACAGAAAUGGACGGUCCAGAUCUCGUAAAAUUAUUUGUCGGCAUUGGGUUGAGUGAAAUUAAAGCCAAAGAAACGGCGAAGAACUCAAAUGUGUCAACAAAUCUUAAAACUUGCAUUGAUGCGGCUUUGUCAGCAGGUGAAAUCUCAAAAUCUCACGGUGUGCUGUUGUACAACAUUGCAACAAAAGUGAAACCACAGAUCAGUGCGCAACUCCCUCUUCUCUCACGUUAUGUGGUUGAAGGAAAGAUUGACUCUGAGCUCAGGCUGAAUGCUGCAAUGGACUACCUUCUUUCUAAUCCUCUGGGUGAUGUUGACAUCAAGGCCUUUGAAGAAUCAUGUGGAGUAGGAAUCGUGGUGACACCUGAACAAAUAGAACAGGAAGUGGAAAAGGUUAUCAAGAAAUAUCACACUGAAUUAGUGGAGAAAAGGUACCGAUUUAAUGUUGGUCCCUUAAUGAGUGAAGUUCGCAGCACCCUGAAAUGGGGUGAUGGUAAAGUGGUAAAAUCUGAGAUUGAACUUCAAGUUUUAAGUCUUUUGGGACCUAAGACUGAAGCUGAUCUUGCACCACCUCCAAAAGUUGAAAAAGUAGCCAAGCCCAAAGUUGCUAAACCAGUAUCAAGCAACAAAGAAAACACUGAACAGGAUUCAGACAGUGCCUCUACAAUCACUGAGCUGAUGAAAAAGGUUCAGUUUCAUAAGCCUGGUGAAAAUUUCAAAACUGAUGGCUAUGUCAUCCAUGACAAGACUAUGGAUUUACUGAAACAACAUUUAAAAGAAACUGGCGGCCAAGUGAGAACCAGAUUCCCACCUGAACCUAACGGUAUCCUCCAUAUUGGGCAUGCCAAAGCCAUCAACAUCAAUUUCGGUUACGCUGCUGCUAAUGAUGGAGUGUGCUUCCUACGUUACGAUGAUACCAAUCCUGAAAAGGAGGAGGAGAAAUUUUUCGUUGGCAUUAAAGAUAUGGUGGAGUGGCUAGGAUACAAGCCGUACCAAAUUACUCACUCGUCAGACAAUUUCCAUCAGCUUUACGAAUGGGCCAAAGUGCUCAUUAAAAAAGGACUCGCGUAUGUUUGUCACCAAAAAGCUGAGGAAAUGAAGGGAUUCAACCCAAUUCCUUCUCCUUUUAGAGAUCGCCCAAUUGAAGAGAGUCUUCAGUUAUUUGAGGAUAUGAAAAAUGGCAUGUUUGAGGAAGGUGCAGCUACUAUGAGAAUGAAAUUGACUCUGGAAGAGGGUAAACUCGAUCCGGUGGCAUACCGAAUCAAAUAUGUUGCCCAUCACCGUACUGGAGACCAAUGGUGUAUCUAUCCUACUUAUGAUUACACUCACUGCCUCUGUGAUUCUAUCGAAAACAUAACCCACUCAUUGUGCACAAAAGAAUUUCAGUCGAGACGUUCUUCUUAUUACUGGCUUUGUAAUGCUCUGGACAUUUACUGCCCAGUCCAGUGGGAGUAUGGUCGCUUGAAUGUGUACUACACUGUGGUAUCCAAGCGAAAAAUUGCGAAACUUAUCACCGAGAAGAUUGUUCACGAUUGGGACGAUCCUCGUUUAUUCACGUUGACUGCUCUCCGUCGACGUGGCUUUCCAGCGGAAGCUAUCAACAAUUUCUGUGCGGGAAUGGGAGUGACGGGAGCUCAAAUGGGAGUCGAUCCCCAGAAAUUGGAAGCCGUUGUGAAGGAUACGCUCGAUUUCACUGCUCCGCGUUCAAUGGUCGUUCUAGCGCCAUUGAAAGUCACCAUUCUCAAUUUUCCAUCCGAGGGACCGACUACAAUCGAUGUCCCUGAUUUCCCCAAGGAGGUUCAGCGUGGAUCCCACUCCGUAACUCUUGAUCGAGUGAUUUACAUCGAUCGAUCGGACUUUAGAGAGGUUGAAGAGAAAGGCUACCGUCGGCUUACCAAGAGCCAAGCCGUUGGUUUGCGAUACGCUGGACUCGUUAUUAGUUUGAAGAACGUUAAGAAAGAUGCCAGUGGUCAAGUCGUUGAGCUGGAGGUUACGUGUACCACGUCUGCCACCUGCACGGAAAAACCAAAAGCCUUUAUUCAUUGGGUAUCAAAUCCAAUGUUUGUCGAGGUCCGCCUCUAUGAACGAUUGUUUCAGCACAGUAACCCUGAAGAUAUCAACGAGGUACCUGGUGGGUUUUUGUCUGACAUUAACCCACAUUCUUUGUCGGUAGUCGAAGCAGCCGCCGACAAAUCGUUAAGUGGAGCUAAAGUUUACGACAAGUUCCAGUUUGAACGAGUAGGCUACUUCUCGGUUGAUCCUGAUUCAACGAAAGACAAGAUGGUCUUCAAUCGAACUGUUUCGCUGAAAGAAGAUGCUGGCAAAAGUUAACAUUGCGUCCAAUCAAGAUGAUGAUCAUGUCUGAAUCAGCGGCCUUCUUGAUCGAUUCCUGUCAUCUUCCCUGUUUUUCGUUGAUAUUUUAAUGAGAAAUACAUGGGGCUUGAAUAAAAAAAGAGGAGAUUCCUCAAUUCAAAUGCA
Daphnia pulicaria is the source of this 2574-nucleotide messenger RNA. RefSeq names its product probable glutamine--tRNA ligase (gene GlnRS). Gene Ontology annotation, cellular component: cytosol; cytoplasm; aminoacyl-tRNA synthetase multienzyme complex. Gene Ontology annotation, biological process: translation; glutaminyl-tRNA aminoacylation. The coding region runs from base 106 to 2427 and encodes 773 amino acids. NCBI's taxonomy places the organism in Eukaryota, Metazoa, Arthropoda, Branchiopoda, Diplostraca, Daphniidae. The record is from RefSeq and is a predicted model, not a curated record. Gene Ontology annotation, molecular function: glutamine-tRNA ligase activity; ATP binding. The transcript is spliced from 13 exons.